GUAGCGCAGCGCUCUUCGCGUGCCCCGGGAGUCCGGAUCCUUCCGGAACCGCCAGCUAUUAGUGGUCACUCCCUCAACGCCAGGAACUGCUCUGAUUAGUUACUGACGGAACCGCCUUAACCGGUAACGGUCCCGUGAGGGCCCAGGCAGAGAUGAGGGAGAGCAACCGUCUGAUCCCCAGAGAUACCACAUCCCUGUGACUAUUACCAGCACUGCCAGGUUAAGGCCGUCUGAAUCAUCAGUGUCAUGGAGCCUCCUGAAGAGAACCCAGGAGAGGCUGAGGUGCUGAGCAUCACACCCCAGCUGCUGAAGUCCCGCUCUGGAGAGUUUGCCCUCGAUUCCAUCCUGUUGCUAAAACUUCGGGGUUUAGGGCUGGUGGACCUGGGCUGUUUGGGGGAGUGCCUGAGCCUUGAAUGGCUUGACCUGUCGGGGAACGCACUUACCCACCUGGGCCCACUAGCGUCUUUGCGCCAGCUGGCUGUGCUCAAUGUCUCCAAUAAUCGGCUGACAGGGCUGGAGCCACUGGCUGCCUGUGAAAACCUGCAGAGCCUCAAUGUUGCUGGCAACCUGCUGGCUGCUCCUGGCCAGCUGCAGUGUCUGGCUGGGCUACAGGGCCUAGAGCACCUGAGACUCCGGGACCCUUUGGCCCGGCUCAGCAACCCGCUGUGUGCCAGUCCCUCCUACUGGGCUGUGGUUCGAGAGCUGCUGCCUGGCCUCAGAGUCAUAGAUGGGGAACGUGUGAGUGGGCAGGGCAGUGAGCUGUACCAGUUAUGCCGAGACCUGGACAGCUCCUUGCGCCCCAGCUCCAGCCCAGGCCCCAGAGCCAUAGAGGCCCAGCCCUGGGUGGAACCUGGUUACUGGGAAUCCUGGCCCAUGAGGAGCAGCUCCAUUCUGGAAGAGGCCUGCCGGCAGUUUCAGGACACCCUGCAGGAAUGCCUUGACCUGGACCGCCAGGCCAGUGACAUCUUGGCCCAGGCCCAGCAGGCUCUGAACCCUGCAGAAACCACCUCUUCCUUUGUCUUCUGAUUGUGCCUCAUAGCCAGGUGUUCUCAGCGUAGUGCUGAUGUCUACAUCCCUUUCCUGCCCCAAGCCUUUGGCUCUGGUUUUCUCUGGUCACUGACCCUGCAAACUCGUGUAUCCUUUUCUUGAGAGCAUCCUAACGCCUACCCUUUAUCUCCCCGAGGACACUUCCUGCCCUCCUUCCACCCAAGCAGGGGCAUGCUUUCUGGGUGACCUCUAGCAGGUAUCGGAGAUUUCCUCACUAUCUGGCAAAUAUUGCAGCUAGGCCCAGGGCAUGCUGAGCAUGGCCUCUCGCUAGUGCCAAGCCUGAGGAUUUGUGGAUAAUGUUACUUGCCACCUGCUAACUCUUACUAAACAGUUCUCUUCUCA
Arvicola amphibius (Eurasian water vole) is the source of this 1389-nucleotide messenger RNA. It is a transcript of the gene Lrrc61, whose product is annotated as leucine rich repeat containing 61. The coding region runs from base 247 to 1026 and encodes 259 amino acids. The transcript has 2 exons. NCBI's taxonomy places the organism in Eukaryota, Metazoa, Chordata, Mammalia, Rodentia, Cricetidae. Gene Ontology annotation, molecular function: protein binding. Gene Ontology annotation, cellular component: cytoplasm. Gene Ontology annotation, biological process: outer dynein arm assembly. The record is from RefSeq and is a predicted model, not a curated record.